Cololabis saira (Pacific saury) is the source of this 1729-nucleotide messenger RNA. It is a transcript of the gene nceh1a, whose product is annotated as neutral cholesterol ester hydrolase 1a. Gene Ontology annotation, cellular component: membrane. The transcript is spliced from 5 exons. The record is from RefSeq and is a predicted model, not a curated record. Gene Ontology annotation, molecular function: carboxylic ester hydrolase activity. The coding region runs from base 91 to 1338 and encodes 415 amino acids. NCBI's taxonomy places the organism in Eukaryota, Metazoa, Chordata, Actinopteri, Beloniformes, Belonidae.
CAGCCCGGCCCCUCCUCACACCAGCACAUAAACACCGCCUGGGCCGCUGCCAUCCCCGUCCCAGCUCUCCGGGAGGCUGACAGAUCCGAGAUGAGGCUGAAGCCGCUCGUCGUGACGGUGGUGUUGGCCGCAGCGGUCUCCUACUACGUUUACACGCCGCUGCCCGCCGCCAUCCAGGAGCCCUGGAAGCUGAUGAUGGUGGACGCCGCCUUCAGGUCUGCCAUGCAUCUGGCCAUGGUGAAGAGCUGGCUGGGUCUCGAUCAUUACAUCCCCACAGUCAGACAGUCAAUAGAGGACUUUGAGAAGAUAAUGCAGACGGGCUCUAACGGGGGCGUCAUCCCAGGGGUGAAGGUUAGCGACAUCACAUUCGCUGGCGUCCCGGUGAGAGUGUACGAGCCCCCGGCCGGAGGAGAGGGUCACCUGAGGAGAGGGCUGAUGUUCUUUCACGGAGGUGGCUGGGCCCUCGGCAGCGGCAAGACGGGGACAUACGACACCAUCACCCGCAUGGUCUCAGAUGAGCUCAACGCCGUUGUGGCCACAGUCGAUUAUCGUAUGUAUCCGGAGGUUCAGUUUCCGGAGCCCUACCUGGACUGCCUCGCUGCUGCCAAGCACUUCUUAUCGUCGGAGGUCCUGGCGAAGUACGCCAUCGACCCUGAACGCGUGGCCGUGUCAGGAGACAGCGCCGGGGGAAAUCUGGCUGCUGCAGUCGCUCAGGAGAUUUCUACGGACGACAGCAUGAGUGUUAAAUUCAGUGUCCAGGCUCUGGUCUACCCGGUGCUGCAGGCUCUGGAUUUCCACACCCCGUCCUACGUGCAGAACCAGCACAUGGCCAUCCUCUCCCGGCCCCUCAUGGUGCUGUUCUGGCUGCAGUACCUCAGCGCCGACCCCUCCCUGAGGUGGCAGGUGACGGCCAACAACCACAGCGCUCUGCGACACUCGGCCAUCACGCCGGAGCUGAGGUCGCGGCUGGACUGGACCGCCCUGCUCCCGCAGGAGUUCAAGCAGAACCACAAGCCCGUCGUCGUGGAGGACGGAUCUCACGCCAUUCUGAAGAAGGUGCCGGGGUUCCUGGACACGAGGGCCGCGCCGCUUUUGGCCGAGGCCGAGGUGUUGGCCAAAUGCCCGCGCGCGUACAUCCUGACCGGCGAGUACGACGUGUUGAGGGACGACGGGCUGAUGUACGCUCGGCGCCUGCGGGACGCGGGGGUCUCCGUUACCAGCGACCACUACGAGGACGGUUUCCACGGAUGUUUUAACCUCAUAGCCUGGCCGAUGGACUUUGAAAUAGGGAGGAGGACAGUCAGGAACUACAUCAACUGGCUGCAGAACAACUUGUAAGAGCACGUCUGGAGCUGGCGCCGCACGAGUCUGUGUUUCAUGCUACUGCUCUAAGAUUUAGUGAAAAACAGACCUGCUAAAGGGCUUGUAAAUAUCCCCCAACAUCUGCGCUCAGGGCCUCCAUCCGCCUGCACAUCCUCUCUCAGCACAUAUCACGUUAUACAAGUCAUUUAGAAGCUGUCAGCGUCUGCCGGCACUAACAACGCAGCCCACCCUGUCACCAUGCAUCAAAAACGCUUUCACAGCCUCGGGCUUUUUGCACAUUAUUAUUUUCACACGGAGGCGCCACAUCAGCUCAAGUCCACACUAUGAUGAGAUUUGUUUUUACAGGAGAUGGAAUUGAUUUUUACAGUUUCAAAUAAAAGCAUUACGGCCACCAGCCAGACAUUGG